UAACUCCCCUCCCACCUUUUUUUUUUUUUUCUUUCUUCAUCUCCUCCCAUCUCCUUCUCCCGGGCGUUGCCCGGCGGACUAUAUAUACUCGAAUAAACUCGAGUUGAACUCCUCCUUUCUUCUCAAAGACAUCUUGCUCACUCAUCCUCCUCGUAGCUACGCUUCCAUCCACCUGCCUCUGCAGCCAUGUCUGAUUUGGAGAAAUGCAUGGAGAACCUCAUCGUCAUCUUCCACCGCUACGCCAAAGACGACGGUGAUGGCAGGACUCUGAGCAAAAAAGAACUGAAGAAACUACUGGAGACGGAGUUGCCAACCUUCCUCAAGACUCAAAAGAACCCCAAAACAGUGGAUUGCAUCUUGCAGGACCUGGACCACAACAAAGAUGACAAGUUAGACUUUGAAGAGUUUCUCCCCUUGGUCGCAGGCCUCUCCUUGGCCUGUGAGAAGUGCUACGUGCUGCACCAGAAGAAGGGCAAACAGUAAACACACGAGUAUAAAUGCAUUUCUGACUGAAUAUUUCCUUUGUCUGUCUGAUUAUUCACACCAUGAAGGUCUGUUUUUGUAUUUUUAUUCUGCAUGAUUUGAAUACAUGGAAGCAGUUUAGCCCAAAGGCGUGCACCUUGUUUGUUCUGCCUCUGAAACGCUGUGAUUGAUAACCAAACAGUUGAGAAAUGGCAAGUGAACUAUUUGGCACUACUUUCUAGUUUUCCGCUGUGUACUAAAUCACAAAGCUAACAAAUUCUGUACAUGUAUGUGAGUCUUAAUGAAACUUUCACGGCUGAAAUAAAAUGUUAAUCUGCUAGCAGAA
Syngnathus typhle (broad-nosed pipefish) is the source of this 808-nucleotide messenger RNA. It is a transcript of the gene s100a10b, whose product is annotated as S100 calcium binding protein A10b. The coding region runs from base 187 to 483 and encodes 98 amino acids. Gene Ontology annotation, cellular component: cytoplasm. The record is from RefSeq and is a predicted model, not a curated record. NCBI's taxonomy places the organism in Eukaryota, Metazoa, Chordata, Actinopteri, Syngnathiformes, Syngnathidae. The transcript is spliced from 3 exons. Gene Ontology annotation, molecular function: calcium ion binding.